Molecule: messenger RNA, 631 nt
Organism: Podospora pseudocomata
Lineage: Eukaryota; Fungi; Ascomycota; Sordariomycetes; Sordariales; Podosporaceae
Exons: 2
Coding region: 1-303 (100 amino acids)
Source: RefSeq, a predicted model, not a curated record
AUGGAACACGAGCAGGAGGAGAGUGUUUUUAAGGGGCCUGGCACAGGGCAUCAUGGCAUCAUCUCAAUCCCAACCACCAACCCGAAUUUCAAAAUGCAGUUCACCACCAUCGCUCUUAUGCUCUUCGUCACCUUGGCUUUGGCCGCUCCUACUCCCCAGAACGACGGUAUCCUCAACAACAACGAUGUCUCGGUCGACGAUGUCACCGUCCUUGUCCCUGUGGCCGCCAGUAUCCCAGUCGUUGCCAACGUCUUGGGCGAGACCAUUGGCAACUCCGCCACCAAACCCAUCGCUGCUGUCUAAAGCCCUCCCGCGAUGAUACCAACAAGUCCCGUGUCUCCCCCCAAGUCUUUUGAGUUGCAAGAUAUAUUUGGGAGCGAGACCAGCAGACGCCUGGGAUAUAAACUGGGGAUUGUGAUGGACAAUAAUGUGGAGGAUGAUGGGUCAUUGUACGAUGGAGGUGUCUCGAAAAGUGGAUAGAGAUGGGAUAUGAACUCUGGUCCUGUAAUAUGCUUCAAUCUGGUCUCGGAAAUAUGUUCGACAACCGGCGCUUUUUCUCAGCAUUGUUGGGGGUGGAUUGAAACUUUUAUUUGGGGGGAUCUUUAUGUAGCUUUGACAAUAUUUACACACU